CCGUGCAGCCGGGACACGUCAGCUCAGUGAUCGGUGGCGGAGGAUGAGGAUGGUGCCGGGUUGGGAGCGGGCGGUGCGGAUCGCGCUGUGUGUGGCCGGGAUCGGUCUGUCGGUGUACGCCUAUCAUGUAGAGACUUCCCGGGAGAGAGACCCGGAGUACACCGCCCUGUGCGACAUCAACAAUGACAUCAGCUGCUCCAAAGUCUUCACCUCCAGGUGGGGUCGAGGCUUCGGAUUGGUUGAAGGUAUUUUGGGUGCAAAGAGUCUCCUGAAUCAGCCCAAUAGCGUGUUUGGAAUCCUAUUCUACACCCUGCAGAUAGCGCUCGGAUUUGUGUCCUCGGUGGCGGCGGCCUCCACCCUCCUGGUGACGUCCCUGGUCUCCAUCGCGGGCUCCCUCUUCCUGGCCUACGUCCUCUUCUACAUCCUGGAGGACUUCUGCGUCAUCUGCAUCUCCACCUACGUCCUGAACUUCUCCCUGCUGCUGCUGAACGCGGCGCGCCUGCGGUACCUCGCCGCCAAACCUCAGAAGAAGAAGAAGCGCAAGACGCACUGACGGAGGGGGGCGU
Nanorana parkeri is the source of this 566-nucleotide messenger RNA. RefSeq names its product vitamin K epoxide reductase complex subunit 1-like protein 1. Gene Ontology annotation, molecular function: vitamin-K-epoxide reductase (warfarin-sensitive) activity. Gene Ontology annotation, biological process: peptidyl-glutamic acid carboxylation; vitamin K metabolic process. The transcript is spliced from 3 exons. The coding region runs from base 44 to 553 and encodes 169 amino acids. NCBI's taxonomy places the organism in Eukaryota, Metazoa, Chordata, Amphibia, Anura, Dicroglossidae. The record is from RefSeq and is a predicted model, not a curated record.